Saccostrea cuccullata (small rock oyster) is the source of this 2697-nucleotide messenger RNA. Its product is annotated as acetyl-coenzyme A synthetase 2-like, mitochondrial. Gene Ontology annotation, cellular component: mitochondrion. Lineage: Eukaryota; Metazoa; Mollusca; Bivalvia; Ostreida; Ostreidae. The transcript is spliced from 13 exons. Gene Ontology annotation, molecular function: acetyl-CoA synthetase activity; AMP binding. The record is from RefSeq and is a predicted model, not a curated record.
CAAGUGCGUAAAAUCAUAAAAAUGUACUAAAAACUUUGUCAACUUUUUUUGACAUGUUUAACAUUGUACCCUGUUAUUAAUACGUAAUUUUAAGACAUUGGAUUACAUGGAUUUUUAGUCUGUAACAGUAAUUUAUAUAUAUGGUCAAAAAGUCACGUGACUGAAGUUAUCGCUGUCCAGUUUGCAGAGGUAGUGAAACUCAAAUGGCUUGCACAAAGAAGUACAGAUUUCUUUUGAGCAAAUAUUUUGUACGUCCUUACAGUGCAAAAGAUAUCGCGAGGACAGCAGCAUGCAUCCACUGGCUGCAGCAACGACAGCUGACAACGAAAUUCCCCGAAUUUCAGAAUGACCAAAACCUGCGGGGUCAUGACCAAAUUUAUAACUUCAGCUUGGAGAAUCCCGAUAGGUUUUGGAGCACUCUCGCCAGAUCUCGAUUACAAUGGGCUAGGGAUUUUGAAACUGUUAAGGACUGUGAUAUUAGAAAGGGGCAUAUACGAUGGUUUUUGGGAGGCCAGCUGAAUGCAUCAGUGAAUUGUGUUGAUCGGCAUCUUGACAGUCUUGGAGAUUCUGAUGCUUUGAUUUGGGAGAAAGACGAGCCAGGCACAGAGGAGCAUGUCACAUACAAGCAACUAUCGCAAAUGGUGAACAGAAUCGCCAACAUGCUGAAGAACCAUGGAGUGAAGAAAGGAGACAGAGUUGCCAUCUAUCUGCCCACCUCCCCUGUUGCCAUCGCGGCCAUGUUGGCAUGUGCCAGGAUAGGGGCAGUCCACAGUGUUGUGUUUGCAGGAUUCAGUGCUGAGGCAUUGGCAGGCAGAAUCCUGGAUGCCGAUGCAGAGACAGUGAUCACUGCAGAUGAGGGUGUACGUGGAGGUCGAUCCAUUCCGCUAAAGAAAACUGUGGAUGAAGCGGUAUCUCAGUGUCCCUGUGUCAAACGAGUGUUUGUUUAUCAGCGGACAGGAAAUGGAUCAUUAGGCAAGAAUGACUUCUCCUUGGACGAAGAAAUGGCCAAGGAGUCAGAUAUUUGUGAGCCAGAGAAAAUGGAGAGUGAAGAUUACUUGUUUAUGUUGUACACCUCAGGGUCAACAGGAAAACCCAAAGGCAUUGCCCAUUCCACUGCUGGGUACCUGUUGUAUGCUCUGAUGACUCAGAAGCAUGUAUUUGACUACAAAGUUGGAGAGAGAUUUGGGUGUGUGGCAGACAUUGGCUGGAUCACCGGACACAGUUACGUGGUGUAUGGACCGCUACUUAAUGGAGCCACCACAGUCCUCUUUGAAAGUACCCCAAUUUACCCUGAUGCAGGUCAGUGAAAAUGGGCAAAAAUUACAAGUGUGAAUAUGUACCUGGCCCCCACAGCUCUACAAAUACUGAUAUGUUCUAGGAGCUUUUAUGUCAAAACAUAUUCAUUGUCUAUAUUUCUCCUAAUUUUUUCAGUUGGGGAGCCACUGAACCAUGAAGCCUUUGAGUGGUACCGCGAUGUGGUGGGGGAGGGGAGAUGUGAUGUGGUGGACACGUGGUGGCAGACAGAGACCGGUGGAAUCUGCAUCACGCCCCGCCCCUCAGAGGCGGGGGCCCCAAUCCUGGCAGCCAUGCCAAUGAGGCCUUUUUAUGGAAUUGCUCCUGUACUAUUGGAUCAGAAUGGAAAAGAAGUAGCUGGCAAUGAUGCUAAAGGUGCCCUGUGUAUCAAGUCAGUGUGGCCAGGAAUGGCCCGGACAAUUUAUGGUGACCACAAGCGAUUUCUGGACACCUAUUAUAAUCCAUACCCAGGAUAUUACUUCAGUGGAGAUGGAGCCAGGAGAACAGCUGAUGGGCACUAUCAGAUAACAGGACGGAUGGACGAUGUUCUGAAUAUUAGCGGACACAGGCUGGGUACAGCUGAAAUUGAGGAUGUAUUGGAUGACCAGGAAGAAAUAGCAGAAUCAGCUGUUGUAGGGUAUCCUCAUGACGUCAAGGGAGAAGGUAUUUAUGCGUUUGUGGUUCUGAAGGGUGAGUCUCACAAGGCUGAUGACAAGUUAGCGGAGGAAAUGAGAGUCAUGGUGAAGACCAGGAUUUCUUCAUUCGCACAGCCAGAUAAAAUUCUGUUCACUCCUGGGCUUCCUAAGACAAGAUCUGGUAAGAUCAUGAGGAGAAUACUGAGGAAGAUCGCGGCAGAUAAACCUGACGAGCUCGGAGACACUUCCACGCUGUUUGAUCCAUCUAUUGUCGAUGCCAUCGUAAACAAACAUCAAACUGUCUACGGAACAAAGAAGGACUGAGUGGCCCUUAAUAGUGGGUUAAAUACAGACUGUGGAUAUUCUCAGUUAUGUAGAGGCCUUUAUUAAUCUUUGAAUGAUUUUUACAAUUUAUUGAUAAUUGUUGUAGAUUAGCAUGUUUUAGAAAAAUCAGUAUUAAAACAGGGAUCUGAUGAUUUAUAUAUUCUUUAGGCUGUGGUUGGAACUCUUUUUUAUUCAAUGUUAUUUAAAUGUAGGCUACAUGAUUGAUAUAGCAACUUCUUUUUUUUUAUAUUAUAUAUAUCAUUUCGUACAGCACAAUUUUUUUUUAUAAAACUGUCUUAUGAAUCUAAGAGGUUAAAUGUUUGAUUGAUUGAUUGAAACCUGGUUUUGGAUGAGAUAGAUGCAAUAUUUUUUUUACAUCCAAUUUUUGAUAAAACUGUCUUAUGAAUCUUAGACGUUAAAUGUUUGAUUGAUUGAAACCUGGUUU